Molecule: messenger RNA, 2655 nt
Organism: Sclerotinia borealis F-4128
Lineage: Eukaryota; Fungi; Ascomycota; Leotiomycetes; Helotiales; Sclerotiniaceae
Source: the annotation of a GenBank genome assembly
AUGUGUAGAGGUGUACAUGCCAGAGAGGAGGUGGAGAGUGCGGGAAUGGAUAUUACCCAGGGAAGAGAGAUCUUACCGGCAAAUGUUAUUCCAAGGCACUAUGAUCUUACAUUAGAGCCGGAUUUCAAAAAGUGUACAUAUGAGGGUACUGUCAUAAUUGAUUUAGAUGUUGCUGAGGAUACUACUUCUAUUUCUUUGAAUACUCUGGAGCUUGAGAUACACAGUACCAAAGUUAUUGCUGGAUCUGAAGCCAUCAGUUCUACUCCAGAUGUCUCUUACAAUGAGAAUAGCCAAACUACUAAGGUUGCUUUCAAUCAGACAAUCCCAAAAGGAACAAAGGCACAAAUCGAGAUGAAGUUCACUGGCCAACUCAACGACAAGAUGGCAGGUUUCUACAGAUCAACAUACAAGAACGCCGAUGGAUCCGAGGGGAUUCUGGCAACAACCCAAAUGGAACCAACUGAUGCCCGAAGAGCUUUCCCUUGCUUUGAUGAACCAGCUCUCAAGGCAGAAUUCACAAUUACCUUAGUCGCGGAUAAGCACCUCACCUGCUUGAGCAAUAUGGAUGUUGCUUCGGAGACCGAGGUCAAGGAAAACAAAAAGGCUGUCAAGUUCAACAAAUCGCCCCAAAUGUCAACCUAUCUUCUGGCUUUCAUUGUUGGAGAACUCAACUAUGUCGAAACAAACAAGUUCAGAAUUCCAGUCAGAGUUUAUGCUCCUCCAAACCAGGACAUUGAACAUGGAAGAUUUUCGUUGGAUCUUGCAGCCCGAACCCUGGAAUUUUAUGAGAAGACCUUUGAUAGCCCAUUUCCUCUGCCGAAGAUGGAUAUGGUCGCCAUUCCCGAUUUCUCUGCUGGUGCCAUGGAGAACUGGGGCUUGAUCACUUACCGUGUAGUUGACCUUCUGUUCGACGAAAAGACCAGUGGUGCCUCCACAAAGGAAAGAGUUGCAGAAGUCGUUCAACACGAGUUGGCUCAUCAAUGGUUCGGUAAUCUAGUUACGAUGGACUUCUGGGACGGUCUCUGGCUUAACGAGGGUUUCGCGACCUGGAUGUCUUGGUAUUCUUGCAACGCCUUCUACCCUGAGUGGAAGGUAUGGCAAAACUACGUAACGGAUAACCUUCAAAGCGCCCUUGGUCUUGAUUCCCUACGAAGCAGUCAUCCAAUUGAAGUACCAGUUAAGCGAGCCGAUGAGGUCAACCAGAUAUUUGACGCUAUUUCGUACUCUAAGGGUUCUUGUGUUCUUCGUAUGAUUGCAAGCUAUUUAGGAGAAGAUGUUUUCAUGGAGGGUAUCCGUCAAUAUCUUAAGAAACAUGCGUACGGAAACACACAAACUGGAGAUCUCUGGGAUGCAUUGAGCAAAGCAAGCGGUAAGGAUGUUUCAGCAGUUAUGGACAUCUGGACAAAGCGUGUUGGAUAUCCUGUUGUCAGCGUGACAGAGAAUGAAGACGGACAGAGCAUUCACAUCAAGCAAAAUCGUUUCCUACGAACAGGGGACGUCAAGCCUGAAGAGGAUGAAGUUUUGUACCCUGUUUUCUUGGGUCUUCGUACCAAAAGUGGCGUUGAUGAGGAUCUCGUGUUAUCCAAGCGAGAGGAGACGAUCAAGGUCCCGGGGGAUUUCUUCAAGCUAAAUGCAAACCAUACUAGCAUCUAUCGAACAUCAUACAGUCCGGAACGACUGGAAAAGCUCGGAAAAGCUGCCAAGGAAGGGCUAUUGAGCGUUGAAGAUCGUGCAGGAAUGAUCGCAGAUGCAGGAGCUCUCGCUUCCUCCGGGUACCAGAAGACUUCGGGUGUCUUGAACCUAUUCAAAGGUUUCACUAGUGAAACCGAGUUUGUUGUUUGGACGGAAAUUCUUGCCCGCUUAGGUGCUAUCCAGAGUGCUUGGGUUUUUGAGGACAAAAAAACCAGAGAUGGACUUGAAUCAUUCCACAGAGAACUUGUUAGCGGCAAUGCUCACAAAUUCGGCUGGGAAUUCAAGGAUAGUGAUGAGCAUGUUUUGCAACAAUUUAAAGCUAUGCUUUUUGGUAGUGCUGGUUUGUCUGGUGACAAAGUCAUCAUUAAAGCCGCACAGGAUAUGUUCGCCAAGUUCGCUCAAGGCGACAAAUCCGCUGUUCAUCCAAACAUUCGUGGUAGUGUUUUUGCCAUUGCCUUGAAAUACGGCGGCAAGAAGGAGUACGAUAUUAUUUUGGAUUGCUACCGUACCUCCAUAAAUAGCGACGAACGUAAUACUGCUAUCCGUUCCCUAGGACGAGCCAAAGACCCAGAAUUGAUCAAACAAACUCUCGCUUUACCAUUCAGUGGUGAAGUCAAGGAACAAGAUAUUUACCUCCCAAUCAGCGGGCUUAGAGGUCACCCAGAAGGUAUCGAAGCGUUGUAUGUUUGGAUGACGGAGAACUGGGACGAACUUACACGACGAUUACCAGCCGGAUUAUCUAUGUUAGGAACGAUGGUUACCAUUUGCACAUCGAGCUUCACCAGUGAGCAGAAUCAGAAGCGAGUUGAGGAAUUCUUCUCGGAGAGAAAUACCAAGGGCUUUGACCAGGGCCUGGCACAAAGUCUGGAUAGCAUCAAGGCAAAGAGUGCAUGGAUUGAGAGAGAUAGAGAGGAUGUUAAGGCCUGGGUCGAGGCAAAUACUCAAGUUAAGAGCGAGCUUUGA